Messenger RNA from Insectozyma verbasci, 1786 nucleotides. Lineage: Eukaryota; Fungi; Ascomycota; Pichiomycetes; Serinales; Debaryomycetaceae. The record is from the annotation of a GenBank genome assembly.
AUGGGAAAAUAUAAUCCAAUAUCAAUUCUAACAGCAAGAACCAAUACAGGAGGUCUUAGAGGCAAGAAGUUGAAGAUAACAAUCUCAGCAAUUGCUACCACCGGAUUCAGUUUAUUCGGAUAUGAUCAAGGGUACGGUAUCUUUUUAAAUCGUGUUUGGAAUGGAAUCGUUUACUAACUAAAAUUAAAACUAGUCUUAUGUCAGGUAUUAUUUCAGCUGAACAAUUUACUUCAUAUUUUCCACCUGCUGAAGGUGAUUCAGUCAUCCAAGGUGCUAUUACAAGUUGUUAUGAAAUUGGAUGUUUUUUUGGAGCAUUAUUUGCUUUAUUCUUUGGUGAUAAAACUGGUAGAAGACCAUUAAUUGUAUGUGGUUCAAUUAUUAUUAUUAUUGGUACUAUUAUUUCCGUAACUGCUAUUAAACCAUAUUGGCAAACAGGUCAAUUCGUUAUUGGUAGAGUUAUAACAGGUAUUGGUAAUGGUUUGAAUACUGCUACUAUUCCAAUUUGGCAAUCUGAAGUUUCAAGAGCUGAAAAUAGAGGUAGAUUAGUUACUAUGGAAGGUGCUGUUGUCGCCGUCGGUACUUUUAUUGCUUAUUGGAUUGAUUUUGGUUUAUCAUAUGUUAACAACUCAGCCUCAUGGAGAGUUCCUGUUGCUAUCCAAAUUGUUUUUGCAGCUGUUUUAUUUGUCGGUAUUUUAGAAUUGCCUGAAUCUCCAAGAUGGUUAAUUGCUCAUGAUAGAAAACCAGAAGCUUAUGAAAUCUUAGCUGCAUUAAAUGAUUGUGAUCCAGAUGAUGAUGAAGUUGUUGCAGAAGCUAGUGUUAUUGUUGAUGCUGUCAAUAGAUUCUCAAAAUUACAAACUGGUUUCCGUGAUUUAUUUACUGGUGGUAAAACUCAACAUUUCCAAAGAAUGGUACUUGGUUCAUCAACUCAAUUUUUCCAACAAUUUACUGGUUGUAAUGCAGCUAUUUAUUAUUCUACUGUUUUAUUCCAUCAAACUAUAUUCAAUGGUACCAAAUAUAGAUUAUCAUUAAUCUUGGGUGGUGUUUUUGCUACUGUCUAUGCCAUUUUCACCAUUCCAUCAUUUUUCUUGAUUGAUACGUUAGGUAGAAGACCAUUGUUUUUAAUUGGUGCUACAGGUCAAGGUGUUGCUUUUAUCAUUUCAUUUGCUUGUUUAGUUCAUCCAACUGAAGAAAAUGCUAAAGGUGCUGCUGUCGGUAUUUUCUUAUUUAUUGUAUUCUUUGCCUUCACAAUUUUACCAUUACCAUGGGUUUAUCCACCAGAAAUCAAUCCAUUAAGAACUAGAACUGCUGCUGCUGCUGUCUCUACUUGUACUAACUGGAUUUGUAAUUUUGCUGUUGUCAUGUUUACACCAGUUUUUAUUGCUAAAUCGGACUGGGGAUGUUAUUUGUUCUUUGCAUUAUUAAAUUGGAUAUGGGUUCCUAUCAUUUUCUUCUUCUACCCAGAAACAAAAGUAUGUAUAAGAUCCUUGUUGAUGUUGAUUAGAGUACUAACUUUUUAUAGGGCCGUACCUUGGAAGAAAUUGAUAUUAUUUUCGCCAAAGCUGAAAUUGAAAAACGUCAACCAUGGAGAGUUGCUGCUACAUUACCAAAAUUAUCAUUACAAGAUGUCGAAGAUCAAUCCAAAGAACUUGGAUUGUAUGAAGAAGAUUUUGAAAAGGAUAAUUUUGAAACCAAGGAAGAUAUUUCUGAUUCAUCUAGUAACCAAAAUAAUGGUGUUUUUGAAGAACCAGAAGAUAUAGAAUCUAAUAAUAGACCAACUGAAGCUUAA